GUGUCUGUGCGAUCUGUGUGGUGUUUCAAUUUGUCUUGGCUUUACACGUGAACACUAACCCAGUCACAGGUAGGACACAUUCAAGCUCAGCUGGUCAACAAAGUGAACAUCAGCAGCCAGUCGAAGUCAAAUCAGUGACAUGCGUGACACAGACAGAGUUGGAUGAUUUUGAUAAUCCGAAUCUAAAUCUGUGAAAAUGGAGACAGAGGGUUUAUGUUAAUGAGAGGGUGGCGACCUGGAACAAUGGGACGCGCGAUGCAACCAGAGACGUGAUAAUUACAUAUCUCAGAGUACAUCCGAACAGCGAGGAGCGCAUUCCAACACGCACGCGCGCGCGCCGCGUUAACAAACAUGCCCACAGAGCAUCAUCCACCCACAAACUCAAAGCACAAGCAGUUCUCCGUCGGUGAUACAUGCCAGAGUCUCGAUCCAACUCUCACAUUGUCUCUGCAUUCAUAUUCUGACUGGACGGACACUUCGUCGGGAUUCAUGAGAUGCUGAUUCAAGAGGAGCACAAUUACAAUGAGGCAGCGGGCGUGGGAGAGAUCUGACGAGGUGUGUGGGCCCCUUCGCGUGACACAGAGCCUGAGAUGAGGAUCGUUUUUCCGGUGUUCGGAGGCGGUGAUGGAGGGGAGUCCCGCAGCCUCCGCGGCAAAAUGGGCAGGAUGAGGCAGCUGCUGUGGCUGAGGCCGAAUCCCUGCAUGGAAGUCCACAUGCACUCCGAGCCCGGCGUGUGGCUGAGGAGCUUCCAGUUGAUAGACACUGAUGCACAGUAUGAGGACCCGGUGCAGGAGUGGGGGGAGGAGGAGGAGGACGGGGCCGUGUUUGGCAUCACCCUGCGCAGGGAGCCCGUCCUGCCGAGUGCGGACGCGGCAGAGCUCCCGGCGUCCGUCAACUUCGCGCAGUACCACACGGUGAAGGUGCGCAGGCUGAAGGCCGCCACCCUGGAGCGUCUGGUCACCCACCUGCUGGACCGUGAGCACCAGGAGCCUGACUUCAUCCGUGUCUUCCUCUCCACCUACAGGGCCUUCACCUCCACCAGCACCCUCAUCGAGCUUCUGUUCCAGAGGGAAGACUCAAUCGCCAGCUGCGAUAACGGUGUCUGCCCUCUUAGUACCUUACCCCCGGUGAUUCGCCUGUGGCUGAAGCAUUACCGUGAAGACUUCCACGAACCCCCCCAGUACCAGGCUCUCAGGCUGAUGUGUGCACACUUGCGGCAUCGCCUCUGCUUCAGACGUUUGGCUCAGACUGCCGAGAACCUGCUCAAGCAGCUCCAGGAACAAGAUUGCAGCCGGUCUGCGUCCGAGCACGUUGGUAAAUCAUCGCAGCCGGAGCCCAGAGAUGAGGAGGAUGGCGGAGACACGUCAGCUAAGGAGGAAGACAAAUACAGCUUUAUGGACUUCCCUGUGAGGGGAAUAGCUGAGCAGCUGACCAGACUGGACUCUGACCUGUUUGUCAGAGUGGUGCCGUUCCACUGCCUAGGCUGCGUCUGGUCGCAGCGUGACAAGAAAGAAAACAGAAACCUGGCGCCCACCGUCCGCGCCACCAUCUCCCAGUUCAACGCCGUCACCAACCGUGUCAUCACCUCGCUCCUCUGUCCGCCCUCGCCCAGCUCCUCCACUUCCUCUCUCGACUCAUCACCCGUCUCCUCCUCCAAUUUCCUGUACCCCUCCACCGCCCCGAGCUCACCCCGCUGCUCGCACGCCAGCCCUGCCCACAGAGCACGCAUCAUCGAGAGGUGGAUCGCCAUUGCGCAGGAGUGCAGACAGCUGAAGAACUUCUCCUCUCUGAGAGCCAUCCUCUCCGCCCUGCAGUCCAACGCUGUGUAUCGCCUCAAGAAGACCUGGGCUGCUGUCAGCAGGGAGAUCACGGCUGCCUUCGACCACCUGUGUGAGACUUUCCCUGAUGAAAACUGUGUGCUCACCACCAGAGAGAUCCUCGUGGAGGACGACAGUCAGCCAGACAGCAGUGCCACCACAGGCUCUAAAUCACCGCGGCUCUGCUCAGCAUCCAGACAGAUGAACCUCCGCAGCGGUAUUGUGCCGUACCUGGGCACUUACCUGACUGUCCUCACCAUGCUGGAUACAGCACUGACGGACACUGUGGACGGUGGACUCGUCAACUUUGAGAAACGCAGACGAGAGUUUGAGAUUCUCUCCCAGAUUCGGCAGCUCCAGACUUCCUGUUCCCACUACAGCCUUCCAGUGGACCCUCGCAUCACAGCCUGGCUGCAGGCACACACGCUGCUCACAGACCAGGAGAGCUACGAGCUGUCCCGUGACCUGGAGCCUCCGGUUGACCCCUGUCCCAGCUCCCCCAACUUAUGGAGCAGUCGCCUGCUCACCAAGAAGCUCGCCACGUUGCGUUCAGUCAGUGACAGCUCCAUCAGGAAGACCCACGCUGACCAGAUCAGUGUGUCGUCGUCUGGCUCCAGCAGUUCAGACAUGGAGGACCUCUCCACCCCUCAGCUCUUGCCUCUCAGACUCAAACUCAAGUCUCUCUCAGGUUCUCUUCACGACGUAGCAGAGGACUUCUCAUCCACCUCCGCCUCUUCCUCUCCCAGUCUGUCCAGCUCCUCCUGCAGCUCCUCCAAUCCUGACCUCAGCUCUUCGUCACUGGCGCUGAGCCCCGAGUCGUCGUCGACCUCCGGCUGCUCCUCUCAGGCCUCGCUGCCCGUCUACAACAAGCAGGUCGCUGACUCGUGCAUCAUCAGGGUCAGUGUGGAGUGUGUCAGCAAUGGAAAUGUCUACAAGAGCAUACUGCUGACCAGUCAGGACCACACACCUCAGGUGAUCCAGAGAGCCAUUGAAAAACACAACAUGGAGGACGUCACCUGCCACGACUUCAGCCUCUACCAGAUGUUCAGCACUGGAAAAGAGCUCCAGAUCCCCGACAAAGCCAAUGUGUUUUACGCCAUGUGCACUACGGCCAACUAUGACUUUGUCCUGCGCCGGCACUGGAGGAGCCACGGGAGACACCUCGGCUCUUCCCUCAGCCCCGGAGCUCCAGCCAAGGGCCGCCACGGAAAGUGAUGAGCGUGUUGUCCUGACUGAAGGUUUAGGAGUACGGCUAGAAGUCAAGAGGAGCUGCUCAUCCGCGACAAACGCACCGUAUCUGUGGCCGUGCUUAUCCACUCAUCUCGCUGAAGAAGAUAUGAGCCGCUCCGCCACAGGAGAAUCCCAAGGAAGCUGAAAGCUUUGACUAUAAAAAGAAAAUAAGCUGAAGGGGCUCUCGGCGUGAAGUCGUCGUCUUCACUGGGCGCGGCGUUGACACGAGAUGCACCACGAAAUAUUCCGUUUGCAGAAUUUGAGUAGAAAAAGGCCAUGUACAGAGAAAGGAGAGAGAGACACAGAGAGGAACCAGAGACAAAUGUUGUAUUCUCAAAAUUGUUCACCACUGUGUUUGGUUAAAUGAACCACAGUUACCCAGGUCUGGGAUAACAAAACCCCUUCCCACCCCUGGGAGAACACUUCAGCUGUCGUCACUGCAGCCAAGUCACGAACAACCAGGAGCAGUUCGUUUGUCUGACGGAACAGUGCCGUGUCAUGAUGAGUCCACACUACUACAGGGUUAGGGGUCAGCCACAGCCCAGGCCUUCUGUAAAGUCGGGGGAUGCAGGCUCUCGCCUUUUCUCUCCGGCUCGUUUGGCUGAAUAACCGUCUGAGAAACGGGAGCUGCCGAGUUUCUCAACCGCACAGAACAUAAUGGAGAAGAGUCGGUGGGAAGGACUCACUGUGGGACGUUCACAGUGAGCAGGUGUUCCUGUACGGAUCGUUGUCUUCUAGUCGUGAAUUUUAAAUGUUUUUAAUGUAACUUAAUGUAAUUUUAUCAGCCUAAAUUAUUUUUAAUGCGUUUCAGUAUUCCGCCUUUAGAGCAAAAAUGACAGUGAUGGAAAUGUUUCUGUUCUGUAUGUUUCACGUUGCAUUUCAUAUUUUUAAGAUCCUCUCGUUUGUCGUCAGUGCCACACUAUUCUCAGACAACGUGCACGUCUUUAACUUUUUAGUUUGAAUGAAGGAAGCAGAUUUUCACCGUCUGCGCUUAUUUAAUGAUGUAGAGACUGUGUACCUGACCACAAUGUGCACAUGCAUUAAUCGGGGGUCUUUCACAGAGAAGCCGAAACGCCGUCGAAGGCUGCUGAUCGCCGUAAUCCAGAGCGACUUGACUCAGAAUGGAAGCACAAGAACAGGAACCUCCGCCAUGAGUGGAACUCCACCCAUCUACGUGCCAAUGCUGUGAAUGAGAUUUUACCUGAAGAACGGUUCUAGUAUGUGGAAAAUGAAGCGUCCCAGUACGUGAAUUGAUGUGACAUAUAUAUAUAUAUAUAUAU
Molecule: messenger RNA, 4327 nt
Organism: Scophthalmus maximus (turbot)
Lineage: Eukaryota; Metazoa; Chordata; Actinopteri; Pleuronectiformes; Scophthalmidae
Gene: rgl3a
Product: ral guanine nucleotide dissociation stimulator-like 3a
Exons: 18
Coding region: 591-3032 (813 amino acids)
Biological process (GO): Ras protein signal transduction; positive regulation of GTPase activity
Cellular component (GO): plasma membrane
Molecular function (GO): guanyl-nucleotide exchange factor activity
Source: RefSeq, a predicted model, not a curated record